AUGGGCAAAUUAACGAGUACGAUUGGUAUACCCAUCAAGCUCCUCAACGAGGCGCAAGGACAUGUUGUUACGCUAGAGAUCACUUCGGGACAGGUCUACAGAGGAAAGCUACUUGAAGCCGAAGAUAAUAUGAACGUUCAACUCAAAGACAUUACUGUUACAGCUCGUGACGGCCGUGUUUCGCAUCUCGACCAGGUCUAUAUUCGGGGAAGCCAUGUGAGAUUCUUCAUUGUACCAGAUAUGCUAAGAAACGCACCCAUGUUCCGGUCGAGAGGUCAACGUGGGAGAGGUGUCGGUUUGGCCCGAGGCAGAGCCACUGUCAACCGGGCUCGGGGACAACGGAGAGGUUAA
Molecule: messenger RNA, 351 nt
Organism: Paracoccidioides brasiliensis Pb18
Exons: 4
Coding region: 1-351 (116 amino acids)
Biological process (GO): RNA processing; spliceosomal snRNP assembly
Cellular component (GO): spliceosomal tri-snRNP complex; catalytic step 2 spliceosome; precatalytic spliceosome
Molecular function (GO): RNA binding
Source: RefSeq, a predicted model, not a curated record